This is a messenger RNA of Pan troglodytes (chimpanzee), 1167 nucleotides long. Lineage: Eukaryota; Metazoa; Chordata; Mammalia; Primates; Hominidae. The record is from RefSeq and is a predicted model, not a curated record.
AUGUGUGCUCAACCUGUAACUAACACCAAGGAGGUCAAGUGGCAGAAGGUCUUGUAUGAGCGACAGCCCUUUCCUGAUAACUAUGUGGACCGGCGAUUCCUGGAAGAGCUCCGGAAAAACAUCCAUGCUCGGAAAUACCAAUAUUGGGCUGUGGUAUUUGAGUCCAGUGUGGUGAUCCAGCAGCUGUGCAGUGUUUGUGUUUUUGUGGUUAUCUGGUGGUAUAUGGAUGAGGGUCUUCUGGCCCCCCAUUGGCUUUUAGGGACUGGCCUGGCUUCUUCACUGAUUGGGUAUGUUUUGUUUGAUCUCAUUGAUGGAGGUGAAGGGCGGAAGAAGAGUGGGCAGACCCGGUGGGCUGACCUGAAGAGUGCCCUAGUCUUCAUUACUUUCACUUAUGGGUUUUCACCAGUGCUGAAGACCCUUACAGAGUCUGUCAGCACUGACACCAUCUAUGCCAUGUCAGUCUUCAUGCUGUUAGGCCAUCUCAUCUUUUUUGACUAUGGUGCCAAUGCUGCCAUUGUAUCCAGCACACUAUCCUUGAACAUGGCCAUCUUUGCUUCUGUAUGCUUGGCAUCACGUCUUCCCCGGUCCCUGCAUGCCUUCAUCAUGGUGACGUUUGCCAUUCAGAUUUUUGCCCUGUGGCCCAUGUUGCAGAAGAAACUAAAGGCAUGUACUCCUCGGAGCUAUGUGGGGGUCACACUGCUUUUUGCGUUUUCAGCCUUGGGAGGCCUACUGUCCAUUAGUGCUGUGGGAGCCAUACUCUUUGCCCUUCUGCUGAUGUCUAUCUCAUGUCUGUGUCCAUUCUACCUCAUUCGCUUGCAGCUUUUUAAAGAAAACAUUCAUGGGCCUUGGGAUGAAGCUGAAAUCAAGGAAGACUUGUCCAGGUUCCUCAGUUAAAUUAGGACAUCCAUUACGUUAUUAAGGCAAGCUGAUAGAUUAGCCUCCUAACUAGUAUAGAACUUAAAGACAGAGUUCCAUUCUGGAAGCAGCAUGUCAUUGUGGUAAGAGAACAGAGAUCAAAACAAGAAAAAAAUGAACCAAAGGCUUGGGUGGUGAGGGUGCUUAUCCUUUCUGUUAUUGUGUAGAUGAAAAAACUUUCUGGGGACCUCUUGAAUUACAUGCUGUAACAUAUGAAGUGAUGUGGUUUCUAUUAAAAAAAUAACACAUUCA